This is a messenger RNA of Pungitius pungitius (ninespine stickleback), 3738 nucleotides long. It is a transcript of the gene dact1, whose product is annotated as dishevelled-binding antagonist of beta-catenin 1. Lineage: Eukaryota; Metazoa; Chordata; Actinopteri; Perciformes; Gasterosteidae. The transcript is spliced from 4 exons. The record is from RefSeq and is a predicted model, not a curated record. Bases 211 to 2472 code for a protein of 753 amino acids. Gene Ontology annotation, biological process: regulation of Wnt signaling pathway, planar cell polarity pathway; negative regulation of JNK cascade; negative regulation of canonical Wnt signaling pathway. Gene Ontology annotation, cellular component: cytoplasm.
UGGGUCAGUCUGGACGCAGCGGCAGGAGAAGCGGAAGCACAACGGACUGCUUCUUUGUGACGGGCUGCCUGCUGCUGCCCCGGUGCUUGCUGGGAGUUACCUGGAGGGUUUGUCCUCCGGGUCCACUGAACCGGCGGAUCCGCUGCCAUGCAGUCCGGCUCCCGCAGACCCCCCGGACCCUGAAGCGGCAGAACCCGUCCGGUCACAGACAUGGAGCCGCAUCGACGCGCUGCCGACGCGCACGCGGCGGAGCGGCAGCGGCAUAAGCGCGAGCGGCUGGAGGCCACCGUGUCCGGGCUGGCGGAGCUGGAGUACGUGCGGCAGCGGCAAGAGGAGCUGGUCCGAGCCGCCCUGGAGCUCCGGGAGGAGGAGCAGGAGGAGCUUCAGCUGAGCUCGGAGGAGAAGCUUCUGCAGGAGAACAUCCUGCUGCUCAGGCAACAGCUGAACUGUCUCAGGGGGAGAGAUGCUGGACUAGUCAGUCAGCUACAGGAGCUGGACCGACAGAUUAGUGACCUGCGGUUGGACAGCGAGGUGUCACGUGACCAGCUGGAGACGGACAGCAGACCCAGUUCAGGGUUCUUUGACUUGAGUGAUGGGUCGGUCUCUCUCUCCAACUCCUCCAACUCCGUCUUCAGUGAAUGUUUCUGUUCCUUUGCUGAAGCUGAUGGAGGACUUCUGUCUGCAGACCAGCCGGCCAGCUGUCUGCACUGCAACGGCUCUGUCGGAAGAUUUCGUGAUGACUCUUCCUGUUCUGGCGGAGUCCACCACUCACUCUUGGCUCCUCACCCGGCUCCUCGCCCGGCCUCACUGCUAGACCCGGUCUCCCCGCGGGACUCCCAGUCUAAGUACCGCUGCGACCUGGUCGCUCCGAACGGAAGCGACGUGUUUUACUACCCAAGCCCGCUGCACGCCGUGGUGGUCCAGAGCCCUGUCCUCUUGCAGAUGUUGGGUCACGGAGGCGUGGGUGCCGUCGUUGAAGGUUCUGGUUCUGGUGCAGCUUCUUUAAUAUCCCAGAGUUCCACUUGGCCGGCUUCUUCUUCUUCUUAUCCUCACGCUCAGUCCUACAAGCGGCUGGAUGGGUACAUCUACAGUCUGUUGCAGCGGAGGGUCCUGCCCGUAAGAACAAGCAGACCCAGGACCAGCAUCAGCACCGAUUCGUCAAAGAGCAUCCUGAGGCAUGCCGGCUUCUGCAUGAGACAGGUUUCUGGCUCCGGUUUUGUGACUUUGAGGGGUUCUGAGUUCCGAGGAGGAGCCUUGGCAGGAGCCGCCUCGUCUCCUCAGAGGUCUGUGGUCAGUAAAUGUGAAGAACAGGUUUUUCCUGAUGGCAGCGUUGACUUCAAGAUAAGCAACAGUGAAUCGGACAAGAACCAGAACAUCCAGAAAGGGUCUAACAAGGACUUUGAUCCAGAAAGCGGCCUGCUGAGACACACGAGCGGACCUCCUCCUUCUCCCUCAUCAGUGUCAACAGCUUCUUUGCCUCAAGAGUUCAGGGAGCCCGACAUUCCCAAAACUAUCUCAUCCACCAUAGACACCAAGCAGCCAUGUUGCUUGGCUGACUCGGCCCUGCUCCUUAAGAUCAGCACAAAGCCUCCAAAGGCGUUACGGACAAAGAAGGUAGAGGUGGCCGGUCGAGGUUCCUUCCCCAUGAGUCUGAACAAAGGGGGUUGCGUGGCGAUCGCUGAAAGCCUUGCCGCGCACCAGGAAACCAUCAACUCCUGCAGAUGCCGGAAGAAGGUCAAGGUUAAGACUGCUGUGACACCGAGGACAGGUCGGGGUUUGGAACCCAAUGAGAGGGACGAGAGAAGAGGGGACCAGACCCACCGCCGGUAUGGUUCUAAAAAGUCCCGGCUACCAGACGGACGAGGCUCCAGGAUCAGGCAUAUUCCGUCGUCCAUCCCAGAGGGCAGAGUUCUUGGCAAACACGCCACACAGGGGACAUCCAGGCUCUGUCGCCAUGGAAACCACCACCACAGACGCGACCAGGUGGCGGUUGUCCAUAAACCGAAGCACAAACGGAACGACUACCGGCGGAUGCACGCGAUAACGGCUGCACCAGACACCGAGGCAUUCAGGCGCGCCCAGCAGCAUCAAAGGGAGGAGCUCCGCCUCCUCUCCGGGCAGACGAGUGGACCGUACCCCCGGAGCGACUCUGAGUACUCGGCUGAGUGUGGGUCUCUUUUUCACUCCACCAUCGUAGACACCAGCAAGGACGUCGCAUGCGAAUGCAACACCAACCGCUUCAGAGACAGAGAUUCCGUCAAAGCGAAGCACGCCGAGGAGAGUGGCGCCAGCAGCAACAUGGAGGAGAUUGGGGGAGGUGAAGCCGGAGGCAGAACGGGUGGAGCAGGGCGGGGGCGGGCUGUGACUCCGGCUCAGGCAAAGGUCUUCAUCAAAAUCAAGGCCUCUCACAACCUGAAGAAAAAGAUUCUUCGGUUCAGGUCCGGUUCUCUCAAGCUCAUGACGACCAUGUAAGUACAUCAAACUGGACCGCAACCCUGACCCUAACCUCUAUAAACAUCUGCAUCUGCCAAAAUGUUAUUCUCGUAUUGUCCUUCAUACCAGACUUGUAUCACACUGUAGAACCAAUGCAUUCUAGGGAAAUAUCCUUUCCACACCCUUGUGGGAACCUUAGGUUGUCACUUAAUGUCUCCAGACGGCUCUGAGAGAGCAGGAUUUUAGGGAGUAGUUCCAGGGAAUUCUGGGGGGGGACUUCCACAGGGUUUCUGGGGAGGAGGUUCAGGGGGUUCCUCUGAUGUUCCAGUGGUGUGUUGAGGUUAGAGCCACAGGGGGGACGCUGUAAUUUGUUUUAGCUUCGCUUUGUAUUUAUCAUCACCAACAAACUACUGUAAAUAUAUUUUUUAUGUCAAUAUUGUUGCUAUUUAAAACCUAAUAUAUUUGCUUUGCUGCUUCUUGUAUAAAACACAUGGUGCUAGCUGAUUACAUCUCUACUCCUGAAGUAUCCUUUCUCUGCACCUUCUCCUGGGAUAACCUGAGAUGGUGCUGCUCUUAGAUCAGUUGAGGGAACCUAUUUCUCCUCAAACUGAGACCACUGGAGACAAAUGCUUUAAAGUAGAUUCUUUCAAAUCUGAAUGUUUGUGGUUGUUAAUUCAAUCAACUGGAUGUUUGUAAAACACCAAAUGGUGCCAGGUUUUACCUCGUUGUUCUUUUAUAACUUUAAUUUUUUUAGCUUUGUUAGCUCAAAUGAGACGUAAUCUGUUAGCCUAGCUGUGUUAGCCUAGCUUAGCAUAACGACUGGAACUGCUAACCAGUCCAGCUGCAAAGCAGUAAAAUCUCCAUUAGAUAUUUGCAUUUUAUAAAAUGUGUUCUUUGGUUUAUGGGUGAUUUUCUGGGAGCUACUAACAGUUAGCAUGAGCAAAGGCUAGCAUGUAAAUGCUAUAGUAGGUAACAACUCAAAGAAACACGUUAAAGAAUGAAGGAACCGGAAGUGAAUAACCAAUGACAUCAUUAGCAUUAUGACAUGACUAUCUCUUUGUGCUAAGCUAGGCUAAACGCAUGCGAAUAAAGCUGAAACAAUGAGUUUAUUCUGACUUUUUAUUGCUACACAGAGUUUCCUUCUGUCUUUCUGUUGAGAUGUAUUUCAAGUUUCUGAUGAUUUUGACUUUGUAAAACUUCAUAUUUACAGACUUUACAGUGAGUGAGUCAAUGAUCGUAUGACUAGAGACUGUUAGUGAUGUCACGCAACGUUUCUACGCUUCAAUAAAUGUGGACUUCAACAGU